Molecule: messenger RNA, 2574 nt
Organism: Lithohypha guttulata
Lineage: Eukaryota; Fungi; Ascomycota; Eurotiomycetes; Chaetothyriales; Trichomeriaceae
Gene: TRK1
Product: low affinity potassium transporter
Exons: 1
Coding region: 1-2574 (857 amino acids)
Biological process (GO): potassium ion import across plasma membrane; intracellular potassium ion homeostasis
Cellular component (GO): plasma membrane
Molecular function (GO): high-affinity potassium ion transmembrane transporter activity
Source: RefSeq, a predicted model, not a curated record
AUGGCGGCACCCUUGCAUACAGUAUGGUCGAUUGUCCAGAAGGGUAUACCAGAUGUAUUCCUGAAGAGAAAGUUCAACUUCAUCACAAUCCACUACCUCUACAUCAGUCUCAUGGCCCUGUUUUGGUCGGGCAUGUUCUACGCUAUCGGUGGUGUUGAUUACAUAGACUCACUCUUCUUCACCAGCGGAGCAUGUACUCAGAGUGGUCUGAACACCGUCGAUGUCAACAAGAUCAAAACAGGCCAGCAGGUCAUUCUGUACCUUUUGGCAAUGGUGUGCAAUCCCAUUUUCAUCCACACCUCAGUUGUCUUUGUACGCCUCUACUCGUUCGAGAAGCGCUUCAAGGACAUCGUUAGAGAUGCAAAACAGCUUCGGCGGACCAGAUCAAGAUCACGACAGCGCAGAGGAAGUAUGCACUCGACAGAUCCCGAAGCCCAGAUGGGCGUCAAUAGUGUUCGUGGCCGAGCGAUUCAACUACUCCGCAAUACGGGUCACAAAGCUGAGGGUCGUACAAUGACUGAUCCAACGUACAAGAUUGAAGAGAAAGAGAAGCAGAUGGACGCUUCCGAUACUUCUGGUGACAACUACGAUGACAAUGACAAAUCUCUACGUCGAAGCAAUUCUAUCGACAGCGUACGUCUGCCACAACAAAUGAAUACCGAACAGCACAUACAAUUUCUUGAGAACCAGAGGAACCCGGUGGAUACUACGACCCUCCGCAUACCUAGUCCUCGAGAAUUCGAUCGUGGUGGUCGUGUGCAAAGCAUUGACGACACUGCGCAACUGGAUCGCCAAGUAUCGCACAUCAAUCCCGAAGACCGUGCCCCAGAGAUCAUCGGUGUGCCAAGAGUUGGUACCCAUAUCACCUUCAAUGAACCAGAUGUUCCUUCGCAUCAGAAAGGCCCGAGUAGAGCAGCAACGGCUUUUCCACGCAUCGAGACAGGAAAAGCAUCGACUUUGGAACCUAGUACCUACGACGAUCCUCUUGUACGUGGCCAAAGCCGAAACAGGAGAAACUCAAACGGUUUCCUCCGCACGACCACAUACAGGACCAACGAGCCAGCUCCUUAUCUGAGUUAUCAACCAACUGUUGGCAGGAAUUCUUUCUUCGUGAACUUGACCGAAGAGGAGCGUGAGGAGCUUGGAGGUAUAGAGUAUCGUGCUCUGAAAACGCUGGCACUCAUUCUGAUCGGUUACUUCUUCCUCUUCCACAUCUUUGGUGCCGUCUGCUUGGCACCUUGGAUCUACAAUGUCAGCUAUGGCACCGUUGUGACGGAGAUUGGUCAAGGUCGAGGCUGGUGGGGCGUCUUCACGUCUGGGUCUGCUUUCAACGAUCUGGGCUUCACAUUGACACCGGACUCGAUGAUCUCUUUCCAGAGUGCGACGUUUCCGAUGCUGCUGAUGACAUUCCUUAUCAUCAUUGGCAACACUGGCUUUCCUUGUAUGCUCAGAUUCGUAAUCUGGCUGCUAUCGAAAUUCGCUCCAGUCGGAAGUGGCCUUUGGGAGGAGUUACAAUUCUUGCUCGAUCAUCCUCGUCGCUGCUUCACGCUUCUCUUCCCAAGAGCAGCUACUUGGUGGUUGUUUGCAAUUCUUGUCCUACUCAACGCCAUUGAUCUAUUCUUCUUUAUCGUUCUCGACCUCAAUGACCCAACUGUGGAAGUACUUAGCCCCUGGGUCAAGUUCAUGGUCGGCCUCUUUCAAGCAGCAUCCACACGUACAGCAGGCUUUGCAGCUGUCAAUCUUGCCGAACUACAUCCUGCCAUACAAGUUUCUUACCUAAUCAUGAUGUACAUUUCCGUGUUCCCGAUCGCCAUUUCUAUGCGAAGGACGAACGUGUAUGAGGAGAAGAGUUUGGGUAUAUAUGCUAGUGGCAAUGACGACGACCAAGGUGAUGGUGAACCAAGCUACGUCGGCGCUCACUUGCGGAAACAGCUCAGUUUCGAUCUGUGGUAUAUCUUCCUUGGUCUUUUCAUCAUUUGUAUUGUGGAAGGGUCACGUCUCGAGAACACAAACGAGUAUGCCUUUACAAUCUUCUCGGUGUUGUUCGAGAUCGUUUCCGCCUACGGUACGGUAGGAUUAUCAUUGGGCUAUCCAACAGCCAACACUUCAUUCUCCGGGCAAUUCAAGGUUCUAUCAAAAUUGAUCAUCAUUGCCAUGCAAAUUCGAGGCCGUCACCGUGGUCUUCCUUACAUGCUUGACCGAGCUGUUCUUUUGCCAUCCGAGAAUUUGCAUCGAAAGGAGGCGGAGGAGGCAAACAGACUACUUGCACGACGACAAUCUCAAAUCUCGACGUAUGACAUUCGUCAAGCCAUGUCAAGAUAUGGCACUGAUGCUCCUCUUGCAACAGCAACAAGCCAUAGAAGUAACAAGGAUGAGUAUCAGAACGACGAAAACCAGACUGGCCCCCGAAAGCGACGUCACACAGGAUUGUCUACCACAAGCUCCGGAGGUCAUGGAGGAGGAAGCCAUCCAUUCCAUCGAGGUCUUGGAAAGGCCAUGUACAAAGUCGCAGGCGCCGAGGACGCCAUCAAAGAAGAGGCGGAAAAAAUUACGAAGACUGUUAGUACACACUGA